This is a messenger RNA of Oenanthe melanoleuca, 571 nucleotides long. RefSeq names its product mitochondrial ribosomal protein L34 (gene MRPL34). NCBI's taxonomy places the organism in Eukaryota, Metazoa, Chordata, Aves, Passeriformes, Muscicapidae. The transcript is spliced from 2 exons. Gene Ontology annotation, biological process: translation. The record is from RefSeq and is a predicted model, not a curated record. The coding region runs from base 29 to 328 and encodes 99 amino acids. Gene Ontology annotation, cellular component: ribosome; mitochondrial large ribosomal subunit. Gene Ontology annotation, molecular function: structural constituent of ribosome.
AAGCCGCGUUGUUGGCGGGCGGAGCAAAAUGGCGGCGCUGAGCCGGGUGUGGGAACGAGUCGGGGGCCGCAGCUUUUCCCUGCUGCGAGGUUUUCCUUUCCCGCCGCUCCCAAACGCUCUGGAGCCUCUUCCCAGAUCUUCCACCCUCAUCCCGGUCCCAGCGUGGAAUUUCCAACAAAUCCGCGGGAGAACGCGAGGGAACGAAUACCAGCCGAACAACUGGAAGCGGAAAAAGACUCACGGCUGGAUCAAAAGGAUCCGAACUCCCGGCGGGAUCGCCGUGAUCCUGCGGCGGAUGCUGAAGGGCAGGAAAUCCCUGAGCCACUGAGGGACCCGCGGGAAUUCUGCGGGAAUUCUCCAGGAAUUCUGCGGGAAUUCUGCAGGAAUUCUCCAGGAUGAUCCCGCCGAGCCGUGGAGGUGGUGGCCAGCCCUGCUGUCCCUGCCUCGGAGGGGUUUGGGACGCGGUUGUUGCUCCAGUUGUUAAAUGAGUCUCGUAUUUUUUUUUUCCGUAUGUUUAUAUUUUUUUUUGUUUUGUUUUGUUGAUAAACGUGGGAAUGUGGAGUGCGGUUCA